Mycetomoellerius zeteki is the source of this 6764-nucleotide messenger RNA. RefSeq names its product SLIT-ROBO Rho GTPase-activating protein 1. The record is from RefSeq and is a predicted model, not a curated record. Gene Ontology annotation, biological process: signal transduction. Lineage: Eukaryota; Metazoa; Arthropoda; Insecta; Hymenoptera; Formicidae. Gene Ontology annotation, molecular function: protein binding.
CGCGUUUCGCAUCUAUAAUACCUUCAGUUUGGCUUCCGUUUGUCGUUCGCGCGCGGCAAUAGAACUUAUAGAACACGCAACUGGCGGCGUGCGCGCGUUAUAUGUCGCGUCGCAUAUGGUCGUAUAGCGUCGCGUCGUAUAGUAAGAGCUACGCAAGUGCGUGUGAGUGCGUACGGUGCGUAUACGUGCGUGCACGCGAGCGGGCGCCGCAUUUGCCGGAUUUGAGAAAGAGAAAGCCCGAGGAAAUCAAGGUCCGCACAUUGCCGUCGCCGGCGCGGGAUCAUGGACGAGGAGGAAAUCGACGGCGUCAAGUCGCCCAUCAAGCGGCUUGGUUCCACGCGGAAGCUACUCGUCUUCAACAAUAUACGGCUACAGCUGAACGAGCAACUGAGAUGUCUCGACGUAAGGAUGGAGGCACAAGUCGCCCUCGUGGUCGAGCUCCAGGAUUUCUUCCGCAAAAGGGCGGAACUGGAGCUGGACUACAGCAAGUCUCUCGACAAGAUGGCUAGGAGCAUACAGUUGAGGCAUAAGGAGCAGAAACAAAAGCGGGAACAAUGGCCCCUAUUCUCCAGCUACGCCUGCUGGCAGCAGCUCGUAAACGAGACCAAGUCCCUUAGCAGAGACCAUGCCGCCCUGUCUGAGGUCUACAGCACCCACCUCGUGGGCCGUCUCAAUCAGGUGAUGGAGGACGUGCAGCGAAUUUACAAGCGUUGUCGCGAGAUCGGCUAUGAGACGCACGAGGAGAUACUUCGAGUACUGCACGAGCUACACACGACAAUGAAGACUUACCAGGCCUAUCAGGCCGAGUCCAGACAGGCGGAGACGAAGCUCCGCGUCGCUGAGCAGCAACGCAGCAAACUUGAGGUAGCGAACGCGGACAGUCGUGAGAAACUUGCACGCAGCAAGAAAUACAAGCUCAUCGAGAAGGAAGUUAACAAGAGGAAGAGCAAGUAUCAGGAGGCGAAACUAAAGGCGCUCAAAGCGAGAAACGAGUACAUCCUGUGUCUGGAGGCUUCAAACACGACGAUACACAAGUAUUUCGUCGACGACCUGUCCGAUCUCAUUGACUGCAUGGAUUUUGGAUUCCACAAUUGCAUAGCAAGGGCACUGUUGAUGCACUGUAGCGCGGAGGAGGGUAGGCAGCGUUCCCUGCAAUCUGGCGCCGAACAAUUAACUGCGUUCGUCGGUGCACUCGACUCCCGAGCGGAUAAGCAGAGAUUUAUGGAAUCUCAUCACGCGGCCUUCAUGAUUCCCAAGAAGUUUGAGUUCCAAGGACAGCGUGGAGAUGAGACGCCCGAACCCGAAUUGCAAAAGAUGCUGCACUCUGAAAUGGAGCAACGACUGCAGCAGCUACAGCAGAGGGUGACGUCGCUGCGAACUGAGUCAGAGGAAGUGUGGAAGACUUUGGAGACGGCGGAAGCGAGUCUGCUUGAAAUGUUGACCGCUAAAGAUUAUGAUUGCUCGAGAUAUUUCGGCGAGAACGCCGUAUCUACGUCCAGGCCGCCGGAGACGCUGCAAAUCAAGUUACGAGCUGACAGACAAGAGACUGAAGAAUUCUACCUCACGAAAUUCAGGGAAUACCUUCUUGGGACGUCGAGAAUAGCCAGGUUAGACGCGAAACAGGAGUAUAUCCGACAGAGUCUGCUGGAUGGCUCAAAUGCUAGCCCGAACCCGUCGAUUUCCACGACAAAGCAGAAGCAAGCACGCCGCAAGCGAAUCGGUCGUCUGCAGAUGAACGGUCAACCGAAGCUGUUUGGCGGUUCGCUCGAGGAAUAUCUGGAGAGCACGAAUCAGGAGAUACCGCUGAUCAUGAAGAGCUGCAUCCGCGUGAUUAAUCUAUAUGGCUUGCACCAUCAGGGUAUCUUCCGUGUGUCGGGCUCGCAGGUAGAGAUCAACAAUUUCCGCGAAUGGUUCGAGCGUGGCGAAGAUCCACUUGCGGAUGUCACUGAUGCUUCGGACAUCAAUAGUGUCGCCGGGGUGUUAAAGCUCUAUCUGAGGGAGUUGCGCGAGCCCCUCUUUCCUAUCAUCUAUUUCGAACAUCUGAUGGAGUUGGCGCAACUCGAAUCGAAACAGGACUUUGUUAAUAAAAUGAAGGAGAUGGUAGCGAGUCUGCCACGGCCGGUUGUAAUCGUCAUGCGAUAUCUUUUUGCCUUUCUCAACCACCUGUCGGAAUUCUCGGACGAGAACAUGAUGGAUCCGUACAACUUGGCUAUCUGCUUUGGCCCAACCUUGGUGCCCGUUCCGGAAGACAAGGAUCAGGUCCAAUAUCAGAAUCAGGUUAACGAGCUUAUCAAGAACAUCAUCACAUUUUGCGAGGAAAUCUUUCCGGAGGACAUCGGGGGCACUCAGUAUGAAAAAUACAUCAGCAGAGAACCCGACGACGUGGAUGUGGGAGAUUCGCCGACGGAUCAAGUACAGGAAGACAUGGACUCGGAAGUUUACCCAUCCGAAGAUGAAUCAGAAAAUCUCGAAGCUACGGCGCAGUUUGACUUCAAUGCAAGAUCAGAGAGAGAGCUGAGCUUCAAGAAGGGCGACACCUUGACGCUUUACACGCAGGUCAGCAAUGAUUGGUGGCGAGGUGCUUUAGCUGGCAGAGAGGGACUGAUUCCAGACAAAUAUAUUAUGCUCAAGAUAAAGGAUGAGGAGCGUGAGAAGGAACUUUUAAAAUCGUCCAGCGAGGAAUCUAUGCGUAGAAUGGCGGAUAGCGUAUUGUCGAGCAACAAUUCGCCACUGAUGGGCCCGUCGGCGAAUCCGAGCACCUGGUCGUCUGGUGCAGCGUCCGACAUGUCAUCGUCCGCCACGACGAACAUAAUAACGGACAAUAGUAACGCCAGCGGUAUUAUUGCGUCCGUGGUGACGAAUGUGCCCUGCAUCUCGUCAUCGGCGCAGCCGAUCAUCAGUCGAGAGGCUGACACCGUGAUUCCGUUGAGGCCAGUCAGAGCGUCUUCCCCCACGGAAAACGAGAUGCAUUCGGAGCAGCAACAUAGGAACAACGCGGACGGCGUUCUCCAGAUCGCUCUGGAGAACAAUGUCGACAGCAUCGACGGCGGUAGCGUGAACUGUGCUCAGCAGCAACGAGGCGGAAACAGCAACGAGGAAGUCGCGAGCGAGGAUCUGGUUAGCAAUGUACUGACGGCAAUGUCGUCGCUGGACGGUAUCGUAACGAAACGCAGCGCCGGCCGAAAACAGCAGUAUUGGAAGUCGCAGAGCGUCGGCGAGAGCGUAAUGGCGCAGCAGCAUCAGCAGCUGUCGCACGCAAACUCUCUGCCGACCUCGACAACGAUCGUCACAAUAGCGGCGAUGCCGACGACGACGACAACGACAACAACAACAACAACAACAACAACAACAACAACAACAACGAUGACGACGACCAUCGUGACGCAGGACGACGAGUUGCACCAGGAGUCGCAGCAGCAGCAGCAGCAGCAAACAACAACCAACUUCUCAGUGAAUCGUGAGCUUUGGCAGCGUCGCGCCACCUCGCAGACGCAAUCGACCCCCAAAUCGUCGUCCUACUCCCGCACGUCUCAGGAGUUCCGCGAGAUGCGGCAGAAACACACACCCGAUCUGGUGAUGGAUCUGCCGUUGUCGGCGCAGGACCCGGUCGGCAAGAAGUCUGCGUCGUCCAGCAGUCUGAGCAGUUCGGACGAGGAGACGACAAUGCCGUUGUCUCUGCUGGCGCCGCAGCAGCAGACGCCACCCACCCGAUCAGAGGCGGCCACGUCGCCGACCGGCGGUCCAGAGUCGCCGGACAUGAGUACCGCCGCUGAGCGCUUUGCCAAGCAAAACCAAUGCACCCUGAAGAAAAAUACAAAGACUGCGAAUUCGGAGAACGCCAUCGCCGCGAUCGGUAAUAACAAGUUGAAGCGGAUCGAGACGGCGGAGCACGACGGAACGAGUGCUAUCGACGCGGAGAACGACGAGAUCGUCCGGUCGGCCAGCUCGAAUCAGAUCGUUAUUGAUGGCGGCGGCGGCGACGGCGGUAGCAGCGGAGGAAUGCUACUUAGAUCACCUCUACCACCGCGCUCCACCCCUAAGAUCGUUGCCAAAUUCGCCGACAUGCACCUAACCGGCGGCAGCCAGGUGGUCUCGUCGUUUAAGCCGCAGGUCAAGGUUAAGCCGACGAUCCUGCGCAAACCGGUGUUACCGUUUCCGCAUCCGCAUAUGAGCCCCGAGCUUGCGCGCAAGAUCGAGAAACAAGCGCAGAGCGCAGAGCAGGCCAAUUAAGAUUGUCAUUGUAAUAGACCCGAGCGGAGCCGGGGAGGCUCUCGCUAUUCAUAUUCGCGAUCGGCGCACGCUUGGCGUUCUGGGCCGGAACUUCCUGUUUGGCAGGCCUGUCUUCCGGUUUGCCUCUUUUCAGUCGCCGCUGAUGAAAGUGAUACCUAGUCGGUCGGCGAUAUCGCGUACGUUUUAAGGAGAUGCAUCAUGCUUAGUAAAUCAAUUAAUGGUAAUAUGACAUCAAUGUUGUAAUUUCCUACCACAGGAAAUGUAACUGUUACGUACAACGUGUGUAAUAUGACAUUCACAUUGUUGAAUGGAAAAUUAUAAUAUUGAUGCAAUGUUAUUGCUAUUGUUUACCGGGGCAAGUUCAUCUCCCAGUCUGUAAGAUCCGCUCGAAUCGCGGUCGCUCUCGGACGAUGUUACUUGACAAUAACCGUUUUCCCUCUCGCACGCGUAAAUCAUCGGAGGAGAUGCGAUAACGAAACGGAAACCCGAGUCGUCGCUGCACCGGGACGUCAAGCUGACCGUAACCGUGUAUCGAGAUUGAAUUUCCGAGGUCUCAUCGAUUUCGGAGGCGUGUUGUAAAUUUAAAACAAUAUACGAAAGCGCGACCACCCAUCGACCAGUUACUCCGCCCAGUCGCGAGGACUUGUAUCGUAUUAAUUAUCGUGCCCGAGAAGAAAGGAAUGUCGCCGCGGGAUAGCGAUGCGGGAGCUGAAUUGAUGAUCGCGCGACUGCGCUGGAUCUGGCGCGUGUUCGAGCCAAGACCACGAUGCUAUCCUCGCGGAGGCGAGUUUAUUUUUUCUACAGAUGUUUUCCAUUUUCGCUAAUUUUUUUACCAAGUGAUCCGCGCGAAGCGAUGUUUCUAGUCAUCGAGCGAAGAUAAGAAUAAGAGAAAAAAAUAAAACGAGAAAAAGAGCGAGAGAGAGAGAGAGAGAGAGAGAGAGAGAGAGAGAGAGAGAGAAGGAGCAAGAAAGAUGUUUAGCGUCGAAGAACGUGAGUUUGUAGGGUUGGACGACAGUAUAAUUUAUUUUUUAGCGCGUUGUGCCCGAUGUGUACGCCAAUGAUGAAUUUUCCUGCUAUUGUCACUAUACACUUGACGAGCACUGUCGCGAGCCGCGGCGAGCGCGUUCAAUGGUUCCUUUAUGUGUGAGCGAGUGUCAGUAUGAAAAGAGGGAAGAAAGAAAGAAAGAAAGAAAGAAAGAAAGAGAAGAAGUGGAGAUCUAUACAGCACAGAUUUCCAAGGGAUGUCUUAUAGAUGUCCAAAGGACGUUCUGAGAUCGUUUCCAGAAUGUCCCAGAGACAUUCUUAGGACAUCCCUCGGAUAAAAUGUAAGGAAGGACGUGCGUGCUGCUCGCUAAUCUUCUCAUCUUUCCAAGACAUCUUCCUGGUCAUGGGUCCAGGUCUAUUUUUUUCUCGCGUUGUAGAGCGGAAGUGAGAGUGAGAGUGAAAGAGGAAAUGGUCCCCGCGACUUUAUUGUAAUAGGAUACAUUAUACUACUAUGUAUACCGCGUGCCGAUCUUAAUUGUAGGUACUAACUAAUCCAAACAGCGAUGUUCGAUAUAUUCGAGAUAAAAACAACAGAGAGAGAAGAGAGAGGAAGAAUCUAGGUCUAAGUGAUUUACGGCGACAACGACGACGAUGACGCGAAUAUUUAUCGAUUGACGCGGCGUCGUCGAGCUGUCGUUUAUUACACUUCUGGUACCAACGAGACGAGAGAAAAGAAAAUUAUAAAAGGAACACACAGAGACAACACACUCUCCAUAACUUACCUCGAUGUUAUUCCCACAUCGUCGUCUCCCCUGUAAUCGAUCGAUGGAAAGGAGGAGAGAAAGGAGAAACUUAUAUUUGUGAUUUAACGAUUAUCGUAUACACGUACACGUUAACACGCAGAAAAAUGUAUACCGUGUAAUCGCGUAUUCGCGAAAGAAAUCCGUUCGCUCGGCAGGAUUCGCGCGUUUAAACUCGCUUCCUCACUUUAUGUGUAUAUCGACUAAAUGUUUAGCACGCGUUAAGUGGUUCUGCCGUCGCCAGCGUUGUCGCUAUCCUUAUCACGGAUCGAUAUCUUAGCACUUACGAUUGUGAUCCUAUACACUCGCGGAGGACGUCGCCGAAUAAUCCUCGCUUUUAAUUCCGUCAAUAUAGACUGAGUUGACAAUUUUCACACCAAUGUAAAUUAAUUUUAAGGUCUUUUUUAUUCCUACACUAGAUUGCACUAGGACUCUCUCGCUUUCGCCAAAUAUUAAAUAUAUACUUAUCUCACUUUAAGUUCCAAAAGUGUACCCUAGUAGAGCCACAAAAAACGGACCAUUAGUCUCAGUUUAACUUACUUUUUAUUCUUUUCUAGUUCGAAUUGAUAAAUUAAACCGAGGUUAAAGUAAAUCUACAUUAGGAGAAAUGGACUCGGAUUAACCUUUCAGAACUGACGUCAAAAUCUCCAAGGUUUGGAAACUGGGCCUAACAAUUACUAACAUUGGAUCUAUGAGAUCCAUUUAAUAUAUGUUAAUUAAAAGGCACUAAUUAAUUUCAAGGAACCAAAA